AUGGCAGAAAGUUGCCUGCCACAAAUCUGCAUGGAGCCCUUGGUGUCGAAGCCGGCUGAAACGCCAAUCGAGCAACUACGAGCACUUGUGAGUCUCGUCGAAGCUGCGAGACUGCAGUCUCGGCCGCUCACGGUUGAGGAGGAUGCCAGGAUCGAAGCUGCCAGGGAUUCCAAGGCCCCACUAGUCGCCAUCGCGGCGAUGCAGGCAGGCGAUGCAGAUCGCACGGAGCUGUGCAGCCUUGGCCAUCGCCUUUGGGCAGCUUUGGGUUUUGCAGCUUCCGAGAAGAAGCAAGAUGCAAGAUGCCGAAGCUUGGCCUGCGAGCUCUACGCUGCGGGCUCCAAAGGCUCCAGUGAAAGUGUGGGCCAGGAGAUGCUGGCGAUCCACUGGGCACUGGCCGGGCGCGCGUGGGUCUUGGCGUCCGACGACCAAAAAGCACUUCUGUGCUUUGCGGAAGCCUUGCAACCGUUCAGAGCGCAACCACAGCGCUGCCAUGCCAAGUUGGCAGAGCUUGCGGCACAGACAUAUUUGUGGAUGGCCGACGUCCACUUUCGGCAAGCGACCUACAAGGAAGCCUUUGCAGACCUCGCGGGUGUCCGCGAGCUGCUUGCCCUCCGUCCUGAGAUUCGACCAGCACAGUUGGACGGAUUGCUUUUUCAUUGCCACAAGCAGGCUGUCUCCCAUCAUUCUGCGGGCAACUUGUCGGAAGCGGUUGAACUGCUGAACCUCGCGGUGGCAGCGGUGCCAGCAGGCGGUGCUGUGGUAGCUCAUCCAAGAAAUGCAGGCUGUUCCGCAUGUUGGCUGUCUGCCACAUGGACUUGUCCGAUCUGGACCUUGCUGUGGCCCAUUCCCAGCAGGCGGUCGCAGAAGCCCCGAAUUCGGAAGAGCGGCGGUUGGCACUGCAGGUCCAGCUUACGGCUCUGGUUCAGCGCAGAUCGCAAGGUUCUGAAAUGUCAGCCUGACCAGUAA
Symbiodinium sp. CCMP2592 is the source of this 966-nucleotide messenger RNA. The record is from the annotation of a GenBank genome assembly. NCBI's taxonomy places the organism in Eukaryota, Dinophyceae, Suessiales, Symbiodiniaceae.